Messenger RNA from Galeopterus variegatus (Sunda flying lemur), 1045 nucleotides. Its product is annotated as 15 kDa protein B-like. The transcript is spliced from 4 exons. Gene Ontology annotation, molecular function: cysteine-type endopeptidase inhibitor activity. Gene Ontology annotation, biological process: defense response. The record is from RefSeq and is a predicted model, not a curated record. Gene Ontology annotation, cellular component: extracellular region. NCBI's taxonomy places the organism in Eukaryota, Metazoa, Chordata, Mammalia, Dermoptera, Cynocephalidae. Bases 1 to 516 code for a protein of 171 amino acids.
AUGGCAGGGGCCUGGAGGGCUCUAACAUUGGUGGUGGGCUUGGCAGUGGUGGCCUGUGUGACCCAGCACCAUCCGAGCUAUGAGGAGAUUGUCACCCAGGCCUUGAAGUUCUACAACGAGGGGAAAAGGGGAGAGCCCCUCUUCCGCCUGCUAGAAGCCAUCCCGCCACCUAGCACGAACUCCACUACCAGGAUACCACUUAACUUCAAGAUUAAAGAGACGGUGUGCAUUUCCACCCAGCAGAGACAGCACCAAGAAUGUGCCUUCAGGGAGGGUGGGGAGGAGCGAAUCUGCACCGGCGAAUUCGUCACGAGGCGGCGCUGGCGCUUCCUGGCCCUAGGCUGCGACAGGAACGGUGGGCGCGAGCCAGAGCAGGUCCCCCGGAUGAGGCGUUCUGCUGGGUCCUCUGAGGCAGCCCCUCCAAAGGCUGAGAGCACCAAGCUGCCACCUGUGGUCAGGGACCUGUAUGAGAAAGCCAAGUUUGACAUCAUCGCCAACAUCCUGAGGAAUUUCUAGGGCUGGAAAAAGGAGGGGAGACCCGCAUCCCAUGACGAUGACCUCCUCUUCCCCACCUGUCCACCUCCCUCAGCUGUCUUCAGCACUGCCUUUUCUACACAUCCAGGGCUGCCCUCUUUUAGAGGGCUCCCAAGACUCUGAGCCCAUCUGCACUCCUUUGCCUUUACACACCUGCUUCCCACUGCCUGGAAUUCCUGCCCCGUCCUGUGUCUGUAAAUCCUACUCAUCCUUGAAGGCACAGCUGAAAAGUCGCCUCCUCCAGGAAGCCUCCCUGCUCUCCCAGGCAGCAGUGUUCUUCCUUUAUCUAUUUACUCACAGUCCUCAGACAGCACUGUGUCUACUCAUAGCUGGGCCCUCCUGAGCCAGCAGCAGGGGGCUGUGGAAUGAGUUUCUCAGUGAGGCAUUCUGGGAGGGCAGUUCCUUUUGUGCAGGCCCCUAGCACCCCUGCUCCCUGCCCAGUCACUGUGACAACCAAAUACCCCUUUCACAUAUCCAGACACCUCCAAGGAGGUCAGACCACCCUUGAGUG